ACCACAGAAAGAAUCGGACAAGGAGAAAAAAUCACUGAGAGCUUUUCCUUCCUUUCUCUACCCCCGCUCGCAUUCCUCUGCGCGCUUUCAUCGUCCAUGUCGGUAUCUCGCCUGUUCGUAUCUUUUAUCUUAUUGGCUUGCUUGUACUUGCUGCCGUCUUACGGAUCCUUCGCGGCUCCGCCCCUCUGCUCUCGAUCUGAUCUCGCCGGAGUUGCGGAUGAACUUAGGUCGCAGUGCCCUCUGUGGAUCGAGCGUUUUGUGCCGGAAGAGGUUCAAGGUGAUACUCUGGAUAAAAAAUUGGCUCAUGUUGAAGAUGGUGCAUAUUUUUCUGUUCUCUUCUAUGCAUCAUGGUGUCCAUUUUCACAGAACAUUAAACCCUCUUUUGAUGCACUUAGUUCCAUGUUUCCACAAAUAUGGCAUUUAAAAGUGGAAGAAUCUUCUGCCAUGCCAAGGUACAAGACUGACUGUGUUUUUUCAAGAUAUGGGAUCCAUAGCUUUCCAUCCAUUUUGUUAGCCAAUAGAACUUCAAGGAUAAGAUAUCAUGGCUCGAAAGAUCUCAAUUCAUUAGCUCACUUCUACAGACAAACUACGGGCCAAGAUCCAGUUGCAUAUUUCUCUGUGGAUCAACCAAAGGAGAAUAUAAAUGUUGUCCAGCCAAGCCACAGACCAGCUGGUGAACUCCUAAAAAAUGAACCCUAUCUGGCAUUUUCUCUACUCUUCAUCCUCUUGAGGGCAUUUACUUAUUUCUUCCCCAAGUUCAUCUCAAAAAUCAAAUCUUUCCGGAUUCUCCAUACCUUCCGCCAUGCCAACCUUCGCGCCUUAAGCGAAUUGACCCAGCCCCUCGUGCGAUUUCUUCACGUAAUCGACAUGAAGAGGGCGUGGAACAAACUUCACCUAUCAAACACGACGAGAAAUCUUCACAAAGGGGCGAAAAAUGCUCGCGUGUGGGCUUCUUCCUUGGCUUCCAUGUCGCUCGGGGAAUCAUCUUCUUUAAGGUCAGCCCACUUGAAUUAACGAUCUCUUCUUUUGUUUCUCGAGGGGCGUUGUGUUAUGACGACGAAAAGCAGAAUAUCUCGGGGUCCUAUGUGGAGGAUUGUUGUAAUGGUGUUUUGGUUAACAUCCCAUAUUUGGUUUUAGGUGAAUGUUUUGGUUUGGAACUGAGGUGUUGAACGCAUGAGAAGAGGGGUCUUAGCAUGUAAAUUUUCAGGACCUUAUCCUUAGUGUAUAUUAAUACACUUGCAUGCGCUCUAAAGUGCGGUGCAUUGUUAUUUCUUUGGUGAACAUCAUUAGCCUUUUGAUUAGAAUAUGUUUUAGAAUCA
Molecule: messenger RNA, 1319 nt
Organism: Phalaenopsis equestris
Lineage: Eukaryota; Viridiplantae; Streptophyta; Magnoliopsida; Asparagales; Orchidaceae
Product: 5'-adenylylsulfate reductase-like 5
Exons: 4
Coding region: 97-1014 (305 amino acids)
Source: RefSeq, a predicted model, not a curated record